CAUUAGUUCUUUGAAGCUUGCUUCCCUUUUUUCUGCGCAGCUCGUGCCCCAGGAAUUGCUCGGCCCAACUGAUCUCAACCCUGGACUUGCUCUCCUGAUUAUUAUAGCCCAAGAAGAGCCCACUUUUGUGGCCAAUCUUCAGCCCAAUACCUGACCCACGUGAAACCCCAUCCUGCAGUUUUUCAAGGCCCACUCUCACUCGGUCCCUAGGUUUGGGGAUGAAGAAGUGGCCGCUCCCAUCGCCGUCACCAACUAGCGGCUCCCUCCUCUCCUCCAUAGUCGAUGCUACCUUCGCCGCCACUCCAUCCAGCCACGCCUCCGAACAAAAAGCUCAAGGAGGAGUGGCGGCCGAAGCAGCAGGUUGCUAAGCCUGCACGGAAGAAGAGUGGAGACCACUAUGAGCUGGUCCCACCUCCUGCACCACGACCACCUUGGCCGUCCGGGUACUCACUUGCCUGCAUCUUGCCAGAUGGCCAGGUCGAGCUGACCGAUGAUGGUGGUCGCGUCCGUCGGGUGCAUGGCCACAACCUCAAGCUGUACCUCAAGAGCGACGUGGAUCCGCUCUUGGAGGCACCUGUUCCUGUACCGCCCUGAGUAUCCACCAUGGGCGUCCAGCUAAAAGACGGUAAAGAAGCGCUUGUGGGGAGGCAACCCCACCACGGUUUGAUUUUCUUUCUUGUGUUUUGAGUCGGAUUGUAACCCGGUUUGGGUUUGGUUUGUUUUUCUUUUGGUUUGGAUGAUGUUUUAUUGGGCUGACCAUUGGACCUAACAUAUUGUGUUGAGCUCUUUGGUUUCCUCUCGCUGUGCGUGUCUUGACUGGUCCCCUCUCCAGUCCGCUUCACUCAACUGGCCCGCUUCCAGUCUCCUGCAGUCCAUGCAUACCGGUAACAUCGUUCCCCUUAUCCUUCACUCUUCUCCAUUGAGGGCAAUGUCGAUCUUAAGUGUGGGGGGAUGUUUAUCUUGUGACUGCAUUAGAUCUGUUUGUGUGCUUGGAGCCUAGUCCACUGUCCAAAUUUUUAAAUUUGAGGGCUCCAAGUACGUGUUUCCUUGCAAUUGCCUGCUCAGUAUGCUUUGAAUUGACAGUCUUUAUAGUAAUAUGCAACCUAGGGAGGUGGUGUAGCACUAUGGAGGACGUUGAUGCAUUUAAGAAGUCUCAUUUCUUCUUCAUAUUGUGUUGGUUGAUUGAGUGAAUUAGUGAUCUUAGGACCCUUGAAUUGUGUGGUGUUGUGGAUUCUCUGCCUGUCAUGGACUCUUGUAUCAUGUUUUAAGUUUAACAGGUGCUCGAAAAUGUGCUUCAAGCCCCCUUGCAUGGCUUUACCCCGCACGAGGCUCGAGACGGGAAUCCGUUUCCAAUUUCCACCUACUACCUCCAGCCCCCUUGCAUGGCUUUACCCCGCACGAGGCUCGAGACAUCCGCUCCUGGCAUGGCCGGUAAGAGCAGGUUGGGACCCUUGAAAAGAAAAGAAAAGAAAAAUAACAGAAAACAAGCAAAACAGAAAAAAGGGGUUCCAACCAUCUUCAAAGAAAAUAGAGCACCUUGAAAAAGGUGAGUCCAUGAUCCUUUGUUUUUGAGAAUCUCUCCAUCCACGAUUCAUUUGUCCUCAGUUCACUGUUUGCCAUGAUGCUGACUCGCCGAAGAAGCUAUGAGAUGACUUGUGCGUCGGCUGACCUCGUAAGUUGCUAAAUGACCUAGGAAGUCCUCUACCUACGAUCUGGGUUGUUUGUUGCUAUAGAGGUCUGGAGAGUUGCAUUGGUUUGAGUUCGGUUUGCUUGGGGACAAGCAAACGGUUAAGUGUGGGGGAGUUUGAUAACGAUGUAAUUGCACAUGUUUGCGCCCCUAGUUCUUAUCCGUUUGAGGGGCAUAGUCGUGUGUUUUGGCCUAUUUUACGCCGGGUUGUGCUAUUUUGUCAUGUUUCAGGUCCCAGGUGUCAAAGGGAAGGCUAAGCGCGAGUUUCGGGGCAUUCGGAAGUCAUUUCGGUGAGCUGGAGCCAAAACACGGGCAGCCUAAGGCAUUACACGGCCGUGUUCCUGUGGCCGUGCUUUUUAUGCCGAGAGCAAAUUCGGUUUGGCAAUUUCAGUUGCAAACACGGGCACCAAAGCACGGCCGUGUUCCACCAAAGCACGGCCGUGUCCACCGCGAAGCACGGCCGUGUUUCCCCCCAACUGCUGGCCGUGUAAUUAACCUUGGCCGAGACACGGGCGGACUCAGGCAAAGCACGGCCGUGUCCUCGACCGUGCUUUGGCCACUGAUGCUUUUAAGCAGAUUUUCAGCCACAAGUCAAGGGGAUUCGAGUUUUAGAGAGAGAGAUCAGUUCCUAGAGAGAGAAAGCGACGAACAAGAGUCUCCAAGUGCCCUAGAUUGAUCUUCAACACCAUUGGAGGCCAGUUUGAGCUUGGAGAAGUGCCGAUCAACGUCCAGGAGCAGGAAUCCAUCCUUCGCAGUAUGAAUUCCGCGUCUGAUUCUGCUUUUGCUUCUUUCUCCAUGGAGUAGUUCUCCCAUUCAUCUGGGUAUGGAGAACCCUAGAUUUGUAUGUUAGGCUUUGAUUGUAUGAACCCAAGUACUGAUUCUAUGAUUUGAUUAUAUUCGAUUGAGGUUUGAAUGAUUGAAUGACUUGAAUCCUGAUCAAAUUCCUGUUGUUUCUGCUUUAACCUAGAAUGAGAAUAUCUGCCUAGGUUGACAGAGCAUCCUUGAUUGAAGGUAGGGAGUUGGUGACUUUAGUCGAGGAGCCAACUCACUAUUCUGUACCGGAUUUACUCCGGUAGUGGAGGUUUUGUUUGUUAGGGCCUCAAUCUGUUUACUCCGGUGGAGGUUAGUCGCCCGCUAGAGAUUCAGAUUGAGAGGGUCUGAAGACCUUUAGUCGAGACUUCAGGCUGUUUGAGAACCUUCCGCAGUAUAACUAUCAUAGAAAUUGAACUUGGUAAUUACAAUCCGGCUUAACUGCAGUCUAGGGGGAACCAUAUCCGGGUGACCUCUCUUAACCUGAAUACAACCGUUUACUUGCU
Molecule: messenger RNA, 3003 nt
Organism: Linum trigynum
Lineage: Eukaryota; Viridiplantae; Streptophyta; Magnoliopsida; Malpighiales; Linaceae
Source: the annotation of a GenBank genome assembly